Crotalus tigris (Tiger rattlesnake) is the source of this 1563-nucleotide messenger RNA. RefSeq names its product activating transcription factor 4 (gene ATF4). Gene Ontology annotation, cellular component: nucleus; ATF4-CREB1 transcription factor complex; ATF1-ATF4 transcription factor complex. Bases 420 to 1472 code for a protein of 350 amino acids. The transcript is spliced from 3 exons. The record is from RefSeq and is a predicted model, not a curated record. NCBI's taxonomy places the organism in Eukaryota, Metazoa, Chordata, Lepidosauria, Squamata, Viperidae. Gene Ontology annotation, biological process: regulation of transcription by RNA polymerase II. Gene Ontology annotation, molecular function: DNA-binding transcription activator activity, RNA polymerase II-specific; RNA polymerase II transcription regulatory region sequence-specific DNA binding.
AACCAUUGCUUAAUGAAAGGAGGUCCUGCCGGAUCUCAUUGACUAUAUAAAGAGAAAACGGGCUCACUCUCGCUCCUAUUGUCUCUGAGAAAAAGAUCUGUAUGUUAUUUUGUCGUUUUCGAAAAAAAUAGCGCGUCUCUUCCCCCCCUUUUUUUUCGGAGUGUAACAGUGACGAGUCGAAUAACCGAGGAAAGGUUUUAGUAUACGCGGCCGCCACCAUGGCAUGGUAGGGGCGGCAUCGCAAGCGACGGCAUCGGCCAUUGCAGAGUCGCAGCAGCGGCGGCCGCGGCCUCGGCACCUCCAAGCAUCUGCAACCAUGGCGUUUUUCAAAUCAUCACACAGCAGUUUUGCUGUAAUUGAUAAACACACCAUCUAUUUGUCUAGGCAAAUUGACAACAAAGUACUAAAACGUGACCAAAAUGAGCUUCUCAAACACAGAGAUGUUGUUGGGGGACUUUCUGUCCCCAUUCAGCCAGCAGUGUUUGGUGGCUGAUGAAGGUCUGGGGCUCUUAGAUGACUGCUUGGAGGUGGCCAAGAACUUCAGUUCGCAUGGGUUCUCCAGCGAUAAGGCUAAAGUGGGCUCCUCCAAUUGGCUGGAUGUGGGCAGUUGGAAAAAUGCCACAGACAGCAACCAGGAGGAUGCCUUUUCUGGCAUGGAUUGGAUGGUGGAGAAGAUGGACUUGAAGGAGUUUGACUUUGAUGCACUGUUAGGUAUUGAUCUGGAAGCCACCAUCUCCCCAGAUGAGCUCAUGGCCACGUUGGAAGACACGUGUGACCUGCUUGACCCGCCCAUUGAAGAAAUUCCCAGCAAAGAAAGUUUAUUAAUACCAGAACCAAUUAACCAAUCCCCCAGGUCUCCUGAAGCAGACCAGGUGGCCCCAUUGACUACAUUAUUGCCACUUCCAGCACCCCAAGGGCCACUGAUUUCUACUGUUGAUCAUUCAUUCAGUUUAGAGCUAGGUAGUGAAAUAGACAUCCUUGAAGGAGACAGAAAAACAGAAACCCCCACUAUAGUGUUUCCCAAGUGUGAAAAAGAGGAUGAAGCACAUUCUGAUAAUGAUAGUGGAAUAUGUAUGAGCCCAGAGUCUUAUCUAGGGUCACCUCAACAAAGUCCUGCCACUUCUACUAGUUCCCUCAGUGAUAACCAGUCAGUUACAACCCAACCUGAUCUUUCUGUGAGGCCCAAGCCUUAUGAUCGCCCUCCAGGAAUCGUGUCAUUAAAGAUUAAAGAAGAAAAGAGAAUAGAUAAGAAACUGAAGAAGAUGGAGCAGAAUAAGACAGCGGCCACACGAUAUAGACAGAAGAAAAGAGCAGAGCAAGAAGCUAUAUCAGGAGAGUGUAGAGAACUAGAGCAGAAAAACGAAGCCCUAAAUGAAAAAGUUGAUUCCCUGAGCAAAGAAAUCCAAUAUUUAAAAGAUCUGAUUGAAGAAGUCCGCAAAGCUAAGGAUAAAAAGACUAAAGCCCCAGAAUAGAGUAGUGGAGUAGGAGUUACAUGCAUGUAUAUUUGCUGAAACAGCUAUGCUUUAAUGCUUAAUAAAUUAUUUUCUAAUUUGGAUAUGUGAA